Molecule: messenger RNA, 3977 nt
Organism: Puntigrus tetrazona (Sumatra barb)
Lineage: Eukaryota; Metazoa; Chordata; Actinopteri; Cypriniformes; Cyprinidae
Product: nuclear factor 7, ovary
Exons: 6
Coding region: 2-1390 (462 amino acids)
Molecular function (GO): zinc ion binding
Source: RefSeq, a predicted model, not a curated record
CAUGGCUUCAACACUUUCUCUCUACCUCAUGUGUCCAGUGUGUUUGGCUGAUUUCGACGAUCCAGUAAGUUUACCUUGUGAGCACGUUUUCUGCCGACAGUGUAUUACAAGUUAUUUGGAAUCGCAUGAAGGUGCUCACAAAUGCCCGGAAUGCAGACAAAACUUCACCAGACAGGAUCUUAAAGGUAACCGAGUGCUGAGAAAUGUUGUGGACGUCGUACAGCAGCAAAAACACAAGACUCAGAAGAACGGUCAAGAAAUGCUAUGCUCUGAGCAUAUGGAGCCACUUAAACUUUUCUGUGAGAAUGACCAGAAAUUGGUUUGCCUUAUCUGCAAGGAAGGAGAGAAACACGGUGGACACAGUUUCAAGCCUGUAAAAGAAGCCAUGGAGAUCAAUGAGAAGGUGGUGAGAGAAGCACUGAAAUUCAUUUUACAUGACAACAAAAAAAUGGGUGACAUGAUCUUCCGUCAGAACACUGAAAUCACAAAGUCUAAGGAAAGGGCCAAAUGUCUCGAGGAAAAGAUGCAUGCUCAGUUUAACAAAAUGCAUGACUUCUUGAGGAAAAAGGAGGAAGAGAUGGUAAAGCAACUCCAGAAACAAGCAAGCAAUGCUGAAGUAUCAAUGAGGCAAAAUGUAUCUUUUUUAUCAAAGUUGCAAAUAAAUGGAAACACCCAGGAGUCCAUAUUGGAGUCAGGACUACAGAUGAGCCAACCUGAGAGGUUUUUAGAGUGGUGGAGUGAAAAAGCCUUCCCUUUCAUUGAUACAAUCACACUCAGUGUGAACAAAGAUAGCAAGUCUGCUCUGCCAACCAAAUUUAAGUCAAGACUUAAUGGUACUCGAGUGAUUCCUGACCACUUCACCCUGGGCCCUUAUGAAACUGACAUGCCGCUGAUUGUUUGGAGAGACAUGCUAGGCUCCGUUAAACAAGACCUAUCAGAUACAUCUACAAUAGACAAAGACCUAAAACUGAACAUCAAAAAAGAAACCCAUCUGCCGUCUCAAGGGGAAGAUUACUUUGUCAAAUUCCAAAAGUUUCCCAAUGGUUAUAAGGACAAUUAUGUGGAAAACAUACAACCUGGUCAGGUGUACUGGGAGGUCGAUGUAGGGGCUGAAGCAGGAUGGGAACAUGGACUUACAGUUAGAUAUUACCCAAAGGAGAAAAGAGCUUCUGUCUGGCAGACGCUGUUUUCUAAAAGUUUUGAGAACAUAUCUCUUUCUGUAAAGAAUGACAGACUGUAUGUUUUAAAGGGAGGGGAAGAAACCCCAGUCGUCACUCAGAUUAUACCCAGCAGAGUCGGGGUUCAUGUGGACAGUGAGAAAGGUCAGGUUGUGUUUUGCAAUGCGGACAAUAUGUCUCUCCUUCACACGGUGUGGUGUGGAGAUAAAUAGAAAUGAAACACUCCGUUUACUAAACCUGCUUUGAAUUCUAAGUGACACUUAUAAACCAUAUAGUCUGAGAAAUGAUCUGGUCACCCUAUUAAUUUUGACAGAAAUUAUAAUUAUUGUAUAAAUCGUGAUUAUCGUUGUAAAUCCGUUUUGGGUUAUUGUUAUAAAUCUUUCUCAGUCUGGCCGGUCUGGUACAACACUGGUACAGUAAUACGCUUUUGGGAACCACAUUCUGGGUACCAGACCAAACUUUGUUAACAGGUUUUGGGAACCACCAGACAGAAUGUCUAUUUGCUGACAGGAUGCUGACAAAAAAUAAUUUUUAAUACCUAAGUGAAAGGGUAAAAGUUGAUCCUAAGAGUACAAGCCGCAGUCCUGCAGAGUGCAGCUUCAACCCUGAAAAAAAAGCUCACCUGACUGUAGCCCUGAAGACAUUGAUUAGCUUGUUCAGGUGCGUUUGAUUAGGGUUGGAGCUGAACUCUCUCCAGGACCAGGACCAAACUUACCUACCCCUGCCCUGUGCAGAUCAUGUCCAGAAUAUACAGUCACAGCCGUCUGCAUAGUUGUUUGUCUCUUUUGAUUUGCUCUGACGUUUAUUACUUUUUGUACUCUUUAAUAAAAGCUGAAAAUUGAUCUUCUUGUUUGAGAGCCCUUUGUGACAGUGUACUAUAAAAUCUGACAACAUCUAAGUGCAUGGGAAAGCUCUGGUCCAGUGGUGUUCAGUUCUAACCCUGAUCAAACAGCAGAACUGGUUGGAGCUGAACUCUGCAGGAAGGUAGAACUCCAGGAACAGGGUUGUGCACCUUUGUUUGGCGUGGGUUUUGAAAACAAAGUGGUACUGGGUACAGAAAAAUGUUGUACCUUGAAAUCUAUACAGUAUUAAUAGUUAUAAUAGUAAUCUUUUUUUAGUUAGUUAGUUAUAGAGGAAAACAUUGGUAAGGAGGUAUCAAGUGAUUUAAACUUACUGCUUUUAAAGAAAGUUUCAAAGUUUGUAGAAUUGAACUAAUUUAAUGACUUUUUACAGAUCUGCUGUAUUCUUUUUAUCUUAAAGAAUGGGCUGAAGGCCGGACUGAUUUAUUUUCUUUUUAUUAAUUAUGUUAUUAAUUAAUUAAAAUUAAUUAUGUUGCGUAAACCACUGAAAAUGUAUAGAUUAAGGUAAAACUACUAGUUUUCAGUAGUACUGGUAAUAGUACUCUAAUAGUCAAACCAGAUCUCUUGUGAAUUUGGAAGAGAUGCAGCUGUUUUUGAGAAGCAGGAAGAGGAAGUGAAGAAACAGCCGGAGACAUAGAAAAGGAAUGCAGAGGCCAUGCAGACUAACCUUUUCAUGAUAAACGAACAGCUGCGAGAAACAGAGACACGUCUGCAGUCUGAACUGAGCAUGACUCUAGCUGGGCACUUUCUACAGGUCACAUAAAAAUAACAGGAUUUCAUUUGCUCUGUUGGCAUAUAUCUGUACAUGACACAGUGUAUACUUUAUGAAUAUGGAAAAAGGUCAUCGUAAGCUAUUGCAGUUAAAGACUUACAUUCACAUUUACACACAUUCGAUUAGCAGAUACUUUUCUAAGAAGCAACAAAUGAGAAAAUCACAAAUAGUUUGUCCCUGUAGAUCUCCUGUAGUGCUGUAAUUCUUGAAAUGCACAGAAAAGCCCUUCAUUCACAGCCGUGGAAUGAAAAUGGAUUUUAUGUGAAAGAAGGAACAGAGCCACAAAUAAACACAGUGAUUCUGCUCAGCUAAUUAAUCUAAAUUAGACGUGUUUAAAAUGAGCAUCGGGAUUCUCAUUCCAGUUCAAUCCCGUUUUUUUUGUCUCGUAAAAGGCAUUUAUUCAGUUUUUUCUCUUUUAUCUCUGCGUGAUAAGAAAGCAACUCCUAUCUGAGGAAAGGCUCAGUCACAGCCGGGAAGUGGUGGUGUGGGAAAAUUUUAACUCUGUAAAACUGGAGUUUUCGAACAUUAAAUUCACUUUCACGGUACAGAGCUCUUUCAUGAAAAACAGCAGUAGCAUAUGAAACAAGGCCAGAUGAAUUAACGUGGAUUCUGAGCCAAGGAUUGAUCGAAAGUCUGCGUCAUGAUUUUGUGACAGUGCUGCAUCAUGCUUUGGGCUUGUUUUUUGUUUUGUUUUUCCCCUCACAGUUUGAUGCCACAUCAGUUAUCUUACAGUGAUAUAAGCAGUAUUCGGCUCAAAAAUUUUAUGACUCAAAAAUGACUACUGCAAUGACAACAAGUGAUUUGAAUAUUGUUCUUUCUGAUAUUAUUUAUACGCUUUCUGUGAAAAGAACGGCUGUAAUUACUUCAAUAAUUACAUGUCAGAUUUCCCAGAAAAAAGAAUUAAAAGGCUAAUUAUAUGUUUCACUUCUUAUUAAUCAGGGUGCUGUUAAUGUAGACUCCAUGUAAAUCACGUUCAUCUUUAAUAUGAAAUUAAACAUGAAACUUGUUUUGAGGAUUUGUGUACAGAUGGAUUUCCCAACAUUUUACAGGAAUAUAUGCAUAAUUGUACUAUCAUGAACAAACUGUUCCUUUAUUGGCUAGAAUGAUCUACUAACUGAAAAUGGGAAAAAAAUGAAAAAAAAUUGGUUGUUUUGAGCAUGGUAAAAA